Messenger RNA from Xyrichtys novacula (pearly razorfish), 2367 nucleotides. Lineage: Eukaryota; Metazoa; Chordata; Actinopteri; Labriformes; Labridae. The record is from the annotation of a GenBank genome assembly.
AUGGAUUUUAACUCUGGAUUAUGGUUUAUAAUUAACGGGAUUUGCUGUAAAGUGUGGAUAACUCGGCUUAACUCGUCUGUGUUGGGUAAAGAGGAGGAUGGCAGCACCAACAGACGGAGUGGAUGGAGGUGUUUUAGGCCGCAGACGGUCACAGGUACGACAUUUUGGCUUAAUUUUGUGUCUUAACUGUGAUGUUUUUGGCCAUAGAAGUUGUGUAAUACAUGUUUGUGCGACAUUAAUUGCAUUUUGCUUCACUUCUAUCUUAGAUUUGCCAAAAGGUUGACACAGUUUGGAUUUAGCAGUUUACCGCCAUAAUUCCUCUUCCGGUAGUUUUUAACGUUCUAUUUUUUCCCAAUAAAACUUUAUUAGACAGUGUAUUGAUUAUUUAUUCAUUUUUUACAUUUUUCACACUAAAGCUACUAUGAGCAACUUUUGGUCUUGUUCUGCUCAUUUAUUUUCUGAACAAAAAUAUCUUAUCUUUUAUUUUUAGCAGUUAAAUAUAUCUCUUAUUUGAAUGUUUGCCACUGAAAAUCAGGGCUGCUAAGUUUCAGAAAUAGAAGAGUGAGAAUUUAGUGUUAUGAUGUGUUCGGCCGCUAGCGAAUUUAUUUUUGCCUUUUUGUAACAUCAAUUUGUACCUUAAGACUGAUGUCCUCACCUCUGUGCCUGCUCCUUUCCCUCAUGCUAGUCUAAAUUAACUAGAAAUUAGAAAUGAAAAUUGUAACAAGAAUUUUGACAAAAUACGUUUGUUUGUCAAUAUUGCAUUACGUCAAGUGGGUUUUAAAUGUCAGCGCUGUUGUGUGUGAAAGCUAGUUAGAGCCGCCAAGACCCGCCUUACGCUGCUUCUGAUUGGUUUAUUGCGUAGUGCUUUUCGUGGUUGCUUAGAUUUAGGCACAAAGGACUGAUGGAUUGCUCUGGGAUUGGUUAUCUUGGUCAGUCAACCAGAGUUACUCGAACUACAGCAAGCCAAGUUUAUUAUCAUGAGAAAAAUAAAUACAUCGUAAUGAAUGGGAGAAAAUAAGUGUGCGAAAUGUCAAGUGUGGCGUGUGGUGUGAGGAUGGGUCAAAUUGUGUGACUGUCACACUCAAAGCGUGACGCUUAGCAAAUGUUGCUCUGGAAAAUGUUAAGAAAGGCUGUAACUUCGAUGGCCUGGUCUAACACCUACCCUUUCACUGUGGUUUCAGGGUUUAACAAUUAGACUAUAGAUUUUAUCCGUCAUGCUGCUAAUUGUUUUGUUUGCUUUUGAGGGUCAUAAAGUGGCAUCAGUAUCAGAACUACUCAAAAACUACUCAUAAUGGAUUUAAGCAUGAAGAGAACAAAAAAAGCAAAGACUGCUUUGACCACAGGGGGCGCCAAAGUUGACCCAAAUUAAAAGUUCUUAUAGGAGUGGCUCCUGCAAGGAAUUGCGCUUUGCAAUGUCGCUUUCCUUUAUUGGUGCAUCAAUGAGUAAUCUGUUGAAUUUGACAGGAAAUGAAGUGAAAAUUUAGAGGAAAUUAGUUGUUUACACUCAGAUUUAAGCUCAGGCUAAUAUUUAUUGACGUUGCUGGGUGUAACAGGCCUUUCUGUGCACAUCGAGGUGUGCGUGGAGCCGCCCCUCCUCAUAAUCGCAUGUUAAUUAUUCACUCAGGAACACGUAGAUGAACUUCAGCAACUCAGCCCAGCUGAGACCUGUUUAAUGGGAACCAGACGUCUGCCGUUUAUAUUUUCAUUUUCCUUCCUCAUUUUUAAAGCUCCCAAUUUUUCCAUAAGGGAGUCAUUUCCAAGGCCGAUGUGAAACCAGACACCCAGGAGAAAUCAUGGUAAAGGUCCAGGAACAACACAAGGCCAGCCGACAUCCUCUCACCUUCUCCAAACCCCCUUUUUCGUCUUACGGGACUGUUCCUCGCAAGGUAAACACCCCUGUCAGAGACGGGUUUCAUUCUGCUGCUGUAGCAAGUUAGUUCAUCUGGUCUUCUGUGUCUGUCCCUCCCUCUCUCUCUCUUCCCUCUCCUCCCCUCCCUCCCUCUGCUGCCACAUCUGGAACCCAGCUCCCCAUUUAUUUAUGUGGUCUGUGUUGUUUCUUCUUUUUUUAAAGUCUUAUUUAAAAGUCCUUUACCUUGUCUUGUUGGCAGUUUCUCUUCAUCUGAUGAGGUCUGCAAUUACAUUUCACCAUAACUGGUCACUCUGCAAUUACUCUGCUCCACCACAGAAUCUCUCUGCCCCCAACCCCUCCUCUGAACAGCCCCGCCGCUCAUAUGGCAGACCGAAAUAGAAUAGUUUCAUGUCUGUUUGGAUGGCGGCCCAGCUGAAACUAUGCUCCGCCGCUUGACUGACAGUGGGAUGUGGUGCUUUUUUCUUCCCCAGAAAACCUUUAAGGCCAGUCACGUUUAG